Trichoplusia ni (cabbage looper) is the source of this 4888-nucleotide messenger RNA. Its product is annotated as forkhead box protein J1-A-like. The transcript is spliced from 3 exons. The record is from RefSeq and is a predicted model, not a curated record. Gene Ontology annotation, molecular function: RNA polymerase II cis-regulatory region sequence-specific DNA binding; DNA-binding transcription factor activity, RNA polymerase II-specific. NCBI's taxonomy places the organism in Eukaryota, Metazoa, Arthropoda, Insecta, Lepidoptera, Noctuidae. The coding region runs from base 3067 to 4191 and encodes 374 amino acids. Gene Ontology annotation, biological process: regulation of transcription by RNA polymerase II.
CCCAAAGUAAUUUGCUAAAGCACUUGUGUUAUGGAAUUCAGAUACAACGAAGGUACCACAAACCCUCAGGACCUCAGAACCUUAAAACCUUAAAACCGGUGCUCACGCCACUCGACCACGGAGGUCGUCAAAGUUGUUUUGCGAUAGUCCCCAAUACUCUACAAGACCAACUUAACAAAGAUGAAGAUUUUAAAAAUGAAGAUACGGUAUGGUUAGGGCAAUCUGUUAUGGGUGGGUAACUGUCAUAGGUAACUUAGUACUUCGAGCUCUUACUAAUCGCCAGUUCACAUUACUUGUCUAUUUCAGCAAGAACAUUUAUAAUUUAACUUUUCUUCCGUCAAGUACGGGUUACAUUGUAUUCUAAUCGAAAUACAUGCCUUCGGUCCUGGGACUGGAUUACGAAAAUACCUAACUAAUGGUAAAUGGCUUUAUAAUAAAUCAUAUACCGGGACCUACACUUUAGUGUUGUAAUUAAAUUAAUGAAUAUACACCAAGCUGUACUACUGUAGUUUCCUACGCAGUGGUUACCUGCCCUACCGUAACGAGACAGGUGUCUAGCAUGUGUUACAAUACGUCCACAUGGUCUCAAAAUGUGACGUCAUUAAUUAUAAUAUAGUGUUUCUAAUUUUUUAUCCUUUAAAUUAUUGACACAGCACCAACUUGUAAGUAGGUCCUUAAUUUAAACUUUAACAAACACUUGCAACAUCUUGCAACUAACAACAUCAAAAACAAGCACGAUAAUUGUCAUUUUUCAUAUUUUUUAGAAUAAAAUCAAUACAUUCGUUGCCUCUUAAAUGGUAAAAGAUUUAAAAUCCGCCUUUUUCUUGCUUGAAGUAUCCUAGCUAGGACUCAAAUAAUCAAUAUAUUUACAUUUGUCUGUUAAAUUAAGAAAAAAGGUGAACAACCUUUACCCUAAACCGCAAAGGGUUGGUUUAGGUCAUUUAAUUCACCCUAAUUAUUUAUUAUCAGUGUUGCUAAUUAUUUUCAAAACCGAGACCUAAGCGUGACGAGAUAAUAAUAUAUUGUAAUGACAUUGGAAUAUUUUUCCCGCUUUUUUACCCUCGGGGCGGCCAUUUUGUCACUAUUGUCAGGUGGGACCGCAAACCGGAACGCAUCCGUACCAGUCGCGGGCCGCGCUCCCAAUUUCAUCCCUUAUUUAAAAAAAAUAUUAAUUAUUUAUUGUAAUAGCUUUUAUUGUUUAGGAAAAAUAAGCAUUUGUGCUUUUAAGGUGAUGUUACGCGUAUGAUCUUUCUUCAUCGUGUGGUGUGUGUUUUACUGAAUUGAAUUAACGAAUACACAAUAUUUUCGCGCCAGUUUUUCUCCAAGUAAUAGGUAAUCUCAACUUUUCAGUAGAUAAACCUACAAGAAAUCUGUGAUGUUACCUGCUUACCUAGCUAGGUCUUCCUAGUAAACACUUGCUUUUGUUAUUAAGAUUGAAUAUUUAAUUUUAAUUUAAUUACUCAUGUUUUGAACUAUAAUCUCAUAUAAAUAAUGCCUAUGCCAGUUCGAUAGUCUUUAGCUUUACGAAGUCUGUUUUAAUCCAUUAAAAGUAUCUGUAAACAUAAUUACUUUGUAAAAUCACGUUCCACGCUUUGACAAAUGACUUGGCUCGUAUUUUUUUUCUUAGGGCGGGCAAAGACCUUUAACCUUCCAAAAUCGAUUGGAAUGAGAUAUAAGUACCUACGUAAUUAGUGGUGUAUGGUAAUAUGUACAUAUAUGGUAUACUUAUAACAAUGUACUUGAGUAGCUAUAAACAUACAAGUUACAAAAUAAGAACUUAUUACUUAUAAGGAUAAACACGUUUUAUGUAUUCACUUUUAUGACAUUUGUUUGAUAGUCGUGCUAACAUAUUUUUUCGUAUAGUGAAUCUCCUAAAUCCUAACUCUACAUGGAUACACAAUUCUCUUUCAUCCGGGGAUCGAACCCGCAACGUCGCGGCGGCGCAUAUCUUCGGCUACUAAGCUACUAUAAUACAAAUAUUACUAAAAUAGGUUAUGUUAAUAUGUUGCAAUUUUUGAUAGAAGAUCCAAGUUUUGGUUUUAUUGGUUAGUUUAGGUGAAUGUUCAGAUAAUCACCUUAAAGUUAAAAAACUACCAAGUUACCAAGUUUUCGUUUGAGUCAUAAUUAGCCAUGAGUACCGACAUAUAAUAUUUAUUAUCGGCUCAAAGUAAACAAGGGCAGCAAGGGUGGCGUAGGAAAGCACUUGCUAUAAUUUUGUCGAGUCGAUAUGUUUGACAAAUAGUUGUUGAGUACAUGAUUCAUGUAUGGGGGAAGAAGAUCUAUGCUACCUUGUUCGAUGCGUUUUUGUAAAAUUUUGAGACUGGGUGACGUCAACAACCCUUACACUAGAAGACAAUAAGAUACGGUGACCGCAACUCUUUCAAAUAUUUACUUAUGCGGUACUUGGCUAUGAGACCUUUUGCAUACACGUGUGAGAUACGCCGGAAGCACCCGUAUGUACUGAGUCAUGAAGUCGUGACGAUAUGCCUCGGCAACAUUGAUCAGGCCCGCACUUAGGGUGGCUACAGCUAUCUAUUAUGAACGGCUAUUAUUGGAAUAAAAUGACUGCAAAUUAUAACUUUAGAAUUGAAAAUAACUAACAUUUUCUGCACCGCUAUAGAAAAGUAGAAUUUUGCGUGUUAUUGUCGCGUGUUUUGUGUUUUGAAGGUUGUCGGUAGUGGUAAUGAUGGGUUUUGAUAGAGACAGAGUGCAAGCCCGGUCCGGUCCUGCGUCCGAUAACCGUGGCUAAUUGUCCGGAGCUAUCAGCGAUGCGGGCCGGCGUUGUCUUGCGGCGGAAAAAUAUCGAUCGGCAGCACACACCUGUUCGGAGUCGGGCGACGGUGCACAAUGGGGCGCGCACCUGCCCACUAGCAAGCGCGCCGCCGCCCCGCACAGCCGCACACACGCACUCCACACAGCGCCGCGCCAGCAUGCGCGCGGGGGGGCCUCGCUGACCGCCGCGACGUCACACCGCCCGCGCCGUCGCCGAUCGAUUCACUCGGACAUUUUGGUCUACACCGUCCACCACCUUCUUUUAACUCAGGGCGAGCGAUGUAGUUGGCCACGAUGCAUAUAACGUCAGGCCUGUCUCCGGCGUCCGGCGAGAUGCUGGACUCGACGUCGCUCAACUUCUACGGAGAUGCGGGCGAGCAGUGCGCCACCACGUACUUCGCAGUGGAUCACACCGUGCCUGAGUCAUCUCACACCGUCGAGAUAGAGUACGUGUACGAACAGCCUGAGACGUACGCGAUAAACCAAGAAGAUAUAGACAAAUAUGGUGCUCAGAAAGAAACAAUUGUGGUGGCGGAACAGGACGACUAUUCAAAGAAGAUACGCAGCAAGCACAAGCUUAGCAAUAUGGUCGUGGAUGAUGAACCAGAGGCGGACCUGACGAACCUGACGUGGCUGCAGAACAUAACGAACAUCAUGUCAGUGCCGCAGUUCCCGCUGCCGCCGAUGUCACCAAACCCUGAGGUGAAGACUCAGCCGCAGAACACACGCCUGCAGAAGUUCAACCAGACGAUAGCGAAAUGUCAGAAAGACUUUACGGAAAACAAACAGGAGUACCAGACGAACAGCGAGAAGAAACCGCCGUACUCUUACAGCACGCUGAUCUGUAUGGCGAUGAGAUACAACAACGAUAAAAUGACCUUGUCAGCAAUAUACUCGUGGAUCAGAGAAAACUUCAAAUAUUACAGGAACGCCGAUCCCACAUGGCAGAAUUCGAUUCGGCAUAAUCUCUCCUUAAACAAAGUGUUCGUGAAAGUCGCUCGAUCUAAACACGAGCCGGGAAAAGGUGGUUUUUGGAAACUUGACCUCGCGCACCUCGAAGGCACCAAACGAAUCUCAAAUAGACCACACAAGAAGAAGAAAACAUCACAGAAGGACAAAGCCACAGAGGAGAGAACUGCGGUUGCAAACAUACCGCAGAUCAACGCAAUUGAAGAUAUCACGGAUGAAAUAAAUCAGGCUGUGACGUUACAUUUGCCAGACUUCAAUCUCGGCAGCAUCCAAAGCCUGCCAGACAUCGAUUUGGAGACGAACAUCGGAGCAAAUGUGAUCGUGGAACCAGCUAUUCCACCUCCUCUGAUCCCCGAAGAUGACCUGUCCUCACUACUCCUGAACCCUACGGACUGGGACGACCUUCAACUAGACAUGUUGGAUAACUAUCUGGAUUCUUGUUUCAAGUAAGAUUAUUUUUACUUUUUAAGAUACCUGUUUCAGUGUUAGGGAGUGUACAGUUUGGUUUUAGAUGUAGACGUUGAUAUUUUUAAUUUGUAAAUUAUCCGAUGGAAGGCGUUUUCCGUAAUGUCAUUUAUUUUUAUAAGACUACGACGUAAAUGUUAUUGAUUACAAUAUCAAGAAAAUGUAUGGUGACGAAAAAGUCUUGAUGUAAAAAUGACGCAUGACGUAAACCUAAAUAAAUAACAAGUCAAUAAGUUUGGAUUACAUGAGUCACUAUAUACUUUGACUUAAUACAAUCGUGAAUAUUGAAGGCUAGUAAUUUUCUAUAGAAGUAAUAUCUAUAACUCAAUUACAACAGUUCAUUACAAUCGGGUUUAAAACUUAAUCUAGUCAAAAACGGCAUAAGCGAAAGAGUGGAUACGUAAAGUAUCAAAACCGUUGUUUAAAUAGUAUUUUAUAACACCGUUAGAUCGAUUUUUUAUUUCUAUCAACUUUGUUGCUGUAGUAAUGGUAAUCCCGCCAUUUCAUAAAGUUUCCAAAUUGUGACAAUUAACAUGAAUGAAAUAAUAUAAAAAGAAACUGUUAAUAAAACUAUAGCAUUUAAACAGCUUUUACUCGCGAAUAGGUCCGUGUAAGUUUUGCUGUUAUCCUAGUCGUCAUAAUAUAUAAUUUAAUGUAAGUUGAUAUGCACAAUAUUUAUAUA